Megalops cyprinoides (Indo-Pacific tarpon) is the source of this 2417-nucleotide messenger RNA. RefSeq names its product protein tyrosine phosphatase 4A3b (gene ptp4a3b). The record is from RefSeq and is a predicted model, not a curated record. Lineage: Eukaryota; Metazoa; Chordata; Actinopteri; Elopiformes; Megalopidae. Gene Ontology annotation, biological process: protein dephosphorylation. The coding region runs from base 875 to 1396 and encodes 173 amino acids. The transcript has 8 exons. Gene Ontology annotation, molecular function: protein tyrosine/serine/threonine phosphatase activity. Gene Ontology annotation, cellular component: nucleus.
GUCAGAGUCUUUUAAAAGAGCUUGUCACCUCCGGUGCAGGCACGGCUCCGGUUGGUGUCGGUUUCACCGCGUAUGAAUCUGAUUCAUCAGAAUGCCCAGACUGGCGCUUCUGUGGAGCUGCCCCAGGCUGUGGAAGUACGUCGCUCUGCCAAGCUGCUCCCGAGGAGCUUUUGCUUCAUUUUGAACGGGAGCAUUCCAUCAGUUUCACAACACGUAGGCAGAUCUGGAACAUUUAUUAACCGAUCCCCAUUGAGGAAAGCAAUUCAUUGGAAGGGCAAUAGCAGGAAAACGACCCGCCGCAUAGAGGGACCGGGCUAGGAGCAUCGGGAGGAGCAGGCAAGGGGAAAGAGUACCCCCCACCCACUCCCCCCGACCAGCAACACUUGUUAGCCUUGCCCUCGAGCCGCUGAGCGUUUGAUGGAGUUCCUGCAGAGCCGGGGGGACUACUGCCACGCCCAACAUCCCAGCGCUUGAGUCCGGGGCAGGGGAUGUCCAGCGCAGUGUCCUGCACCGACACCUGAACGCCAAGAGGAGACACUUGAUAAUACUGAUGGGUUAACAGGCUUUGGCACAGGCUAGCACACGCCAACGGACAGCGCUCCCCUGUCCCACCCCCUGUCCCCCCCCCGGACCUGUGGCACACACAGAGGGACUUGCCAGGGCCGCAGGCAGGGUCUUCCAGAGGCAAAGGCACUUGUUUUCCAUUUAUUUAAUCAUAUGUAAUUUUUCUUUUUGAAGGUGAAAGUAAAAGCAAAAAAAAAAGUGUAGGGACUCUGGUGGUGCCUGAGAAGUGAGUGCAUGUCCCUAUUGGAGGGGUGCGGCGAUUUUGUUUUGCAAGCCGUUCCCUGCUGCGUGUGACUUCUCUGAACUCAUCAUGGCAAGGAUGAACCGGCCCGCUCCUGUGGAGGUCUGUUACAAGAACAUGCGCUUCCUCAUCACACACAACCCUACCAACUCCACUCUCAGCACCUUUAUCGAGGAUCUGAAGAAGUAUGGGGUGACCACAGUGGUCAGGGUGUGUGAGGUCACCUAUGACAAAACGCCGCUGGAGAAGGACGGCAUCACGGUCAUGGACUGGCCCUUUGAUGACGGAGCGCCGCCGCCCACUAAGAUAGUGGAAGACUGGCUGAAUCUGCUGAAGAGCAAGUUCUACGAGGACCCAGGCUGCUGUGUGGCUGUGCACUGCGUGGCAGGCCUUGGACGGGCUCCUGUCCUGGUGGCCUUGGCCCUCAUUGAGAGUGGGAUGAAAUACGAGGACGCCAUUCAGUUCAUCAGGCAGAAGCGCCGUGGGGCAAUCAACAGCAAGCAGCUGACCUACCUGGAGAAAUACCGUCCGAAACAGAGACUGCGCUUCAAGGACCCGCACAACCACAAGAACAAGUGCUGCAUUAUGUAACCCCCUUUCCCCCGCCCAGAGUCACACACCCAAAUGGACUGACCCCUUGCAUUCAGAUGCGAGAAGCUUGCUCACUCCGUCUCUCCUUCAGAGGAAGACUCCUCUUUUUAGAACUCCUACCAAGCUCAGGGCUGGCCGAGGCAAGCCCCUCGAACAUAGUGUUUGCAGUUUUAAAUCCCGAGCAGCUCUGGCUAACCGCGUAGUAUGAGAAAGACGAGCUGCACAGCCAGGUGGCGCUCAAGCGCGCGGUUUAGAAUCUCUUGGGUGCCCACACUGACCCCCUGACCCCUGGCUAGGUCCGUUGCCCUGGCAUCACUCUGAAUCUGUGCACUGCCUCUUGGCACACUCACCUCCCUAAAGACAAGUGAUGCCAUUGGUGGGCUGGCACACCUCUGCAGAUGGUAAAACUCCCCACCAGCGUGGACACGAGUGUGAAAUCGUGAAACAGUCAUAUUCUUGAUCUGUGUGCAUUUUGAACCAUGCACAGUUUGUCCUCGGAUCUCUGUAUUUUUCUCUCGUUUUCUGUUCUCCCUGUUUUUCUGUUAUUUUCUAUGUUGUCACGCCGUAUGUACCACUAGAAUCAGAGGGAGGGGAAGGAAGGGGAGGGGGGUUCUGCUUUUAAUAGAAUUUUGGGUUUUUUUGUUUUUUUUUUUUACAUUGUUUGAUAUAUAUACAGCUGCUCGCUGGGUAGGGGAAAUCUUGUAUGACGAAGCAGGGGAAGUGGGUGGUCAGGUGACACACCUCAGUUCUUCAUUGGCUGUGAACCCCACCCCGACUGUUCUGAGAGUUUGGCAAAGCUCCACUUCUCUCUGUCCCUGUGGACAAUCCAAGGGUAUGGCAAGGUACCGAAGGAAAGGUCCUGGCCACAGCCCGGAUUUGGAUUUGCUCGUGGUUAAUGAUAUGUGAGAAUUAAAUGUUUAAAAUAUGGACUGUUCUGCAGGUGGGCGUGUGUACGUGUAUGUGUAUGUAUGUAUGAAUGUGUGUGUGUGUGUGUCACGUAGAAGUGUUUGAAUAAAUAAUA